Molecule: messenger RNA, 678 nt
Organism: Caenorhabditis remanei
Lineage: Eukaryota; Metazoa; Nematoda; Chromadorea; Rhabditida; Rhabditidae
Exons: 3
Coding region: 1-678 (225 amino acids)
Source: RefSeq, a predicted model, not a curated record
AUGAUAUCACAUAUUCUCACCAUACUAAUAUUCACAUCAGCCGCUGUUGGAGCUCCGCACCGCUACGAAAAGCCACAAGCACAACUUCCUCUCCGUGGGGAAUUCGUUCAUUUCGUGAAAGAAAGAAUUUAUCAUGUCAUUGAUUCUUCGAACGACGCCCCGCCCAAAUAUAUGAUGAUUUAUGUUACACUGACCGCCUGCCACGAAAACAGAACUUCGCAUCGCAUCAUUUCAGGACAUGUACAAACAACAUGGGAAGAAGAAACUUGUGGAACCGAAUAUAUGCAAAAAUGGUGUCAAGAGAAUCCCGGAAAUCUCAUUACAGUGAUGACUGGUGUCGAGAAAAUGAAUACAUCAGCAAUGGCACAAUUCAGAUGCAAAAUGUCUGAAGCUGACGACGAGCAGUCAAUUAUUGUUGAAAACAUUGAAACCGAAUGGAUGAAGAGAAUUGUUCCUCUCAUGAUUGUUGUAUUUAUUCUGGCUGUCAUUUACAAUUUCCGAAGAGCAUGUAAAGAGCAAGAGGAGAAAGGAAAACUGGCAAACGCGAUUAAAAUUGUUGUCGAUAACAGUAUGGAUACCAUCACUCUUGAUUCCUCUCGUGAUGAAAAAACUCGAAAGGAAUAUGCUCGAUUCGACGAUGAUUCUGAUCCAUCACUUGGAACUUUGUUCACUCUCUAA